Molecule: messenger RNA, 4077 nt
Organism: Dioszegia hungarica
Lineage: Eukaryota; Fungi; Basidiomycota; Tremellomycetes; Tremellales; Bulleribasidiaceae
Exons: 5
Coding region: 1-4077 (1358 amino acids)
Biological process (GO): calcium ion transmembrane transport; intracellular calcium ion homeostasis
Cellular component (GO): intracellular membrane-bounded organelle; membrane
Molecular function (GO): ATP binding; ATP hydrolysis activity; P-type calcium transporter activity
Source: RefSeq, a predicted model, not a curated record
AUGUCGACCCCCGCUCCCCCUCGUAUCAUCACCACCGACAUUGACGACAACACCCGGGAACCCACCGCAGCGGACUUCAACGCCCACCCAGCCGCUGUCGACCCAUCCAACCCCCACACCCACCUCGCUCCCGCACUUUCCCCUAUCGUCCCAUCCUCCCCAACCCUCACAAACAACUCGUCCGUGCACUUUGACGAGCCCAACUCUCCCGCCCAACCCACUACCCUCGCUCUCCGCGAUAACCACCCCACGGCUGCUUCCGGCGCAGAUACCCUCGGCGUCGGACACCCAGGCAGCGGGAACCUAGGCCACCGCCGCCUCUCGUCCGUCGGAACUUGGUCUUCUGCCGAGUUUGACGAUGAGGGCAAGCGGAACCCCGCAUGGCCUCCUUUGCCGGAGAAGGAGCGCAUCAUCGCAGAGAUGAACUGGCGCGAAAAGCGGGCGGAGAAGAAGCGGGCCAAAGUGGAGAUGAGCGAUGAGAAGAAGGCGGCGCUAGAGGAGGUCAAGAACCAAUCGGCACAUCUCGAUCCGGACAAUGACACCACGGACCCUGCGCCAUUCAAGGACAAGCCGUCCCGCCUCGCCAUGCUCGUCGACCCCAAGAGUCUUGCGGAUCUCGAAAAGAUUGGCGGGAUCCAAGGUGUUCUCGAGGGUCUCGGUGUGGACCCCUCCAAAGGGCUGGACGCCGGGAAAGGCGGUGCUGGAACGGGUACUGGCGCGCAGUGGACUGCAGAUGUGGCCAAGCGUCAGGAGGUUUAUGGGAAGAAUGAGCUCCCGACUCGCAAGAGCAAGAGCUUGUUCUACCUCAUGUGGAUGGCGCUCAAGGACAAGGUCUUGAUUCUUCUUCUCAUCGCUGCGGUCGUCUCGCUCGCCCUCGGUCUUUACCAAACUCUCGGUACCGGCGACCACUACGUCGAGUCCCCCGAAUGCCCUCCUCCAGGCUGUCUCGAGCCCAAGGUCGACUGGGUCGAGGGUGUCGCCAUCCUCGUCGCCGUCGCUAUCGUCGUCCUCGUCGGUUCGGUCAAUGAUUAUCAAAAGGAACUCCAAUUCAAAAACCUCAACGACAAGCGCGAGGACCGGACCAUGAAGGUCAUGCGUGGCGGUCGGGAGGAGGUUAUCAACACCAAGCAAGUCUGCGUCGGGGACAUCGCCAUGCUCGAGCCGGGAGAGAUCCUGCCCGUCGAUGGUAUUUUCCUCAGCGGUCACAAUGUCCGGUGCGACGAGUCGGGCGCUACCGGUGAAUCGGACGCUAUCCGCAAGUUCUCGUACGCCGAGUGCGUUGCCGAGCGGGAUGAAGCCAAGGAGGGGCAGAAGCUCAAGAAGGAUUGCUUCUUGGUUUCGGGCGGAAAGAUCCUGGAGGGUGUGGGACAGUACGUCGUCACGGCGGUCGGGAAGAACUCGUUCAACGGUCGUAUCCUCAUGGCUAUGCAGGGUGACGCCGAAAACACCCCUCUCCAGGUCAAGCUCAACCACCUCGCCGAGCUCAUCGCCAAGUGCGGUGCCGCGGCCGGUUCCAUCCUCUUUAUCGCCCUUAUGAUCCGGUUCUUUGUCGACCUCGGUCGGUACCCGGACCGUCUCGCCGAUGAAAAGGCCCAGCAAUUCAUCCAGAUCCUCAUCAUUUCGGUCACCCUCAUCGUCGUCGCUAUCCCGGAAGGUCUCCCCCUUGCCGUCACGCUCGCCCUCGCAUUCGCGACCAAGCGGAUGACCAAGCAAAACCUCCUCGUCCGUAUGCUUGGCUCGUGCGAGACCAUGGCCAACGCUACCGUUGUCUGUACCGACAAGACCGGUACGCUCACCCAAAACGUCAUGUCGGUCGUCGCUGGCUCUCUCGGCGUCCGGGGCAAAUUCGUCGCUGCCUUUGCGGACAAUGCGGACCGGUCCAACGCCAACGCUGUCGAGGGGCAAGAGGUCCGGUCGGACUUUGCGUUCGACAUGUCGGAGCUCAACCAGGUCGCUUCCCCCGCCCUCCAGUCCCUCUUCAACGACGCGAUCGCCAUCAACUCUACGGCGUUUGAGGAUGAAAAGGAGGGCGUGGUCGAGUUUGUCGGAUCCAAGACGGAGACGGCUCUCCUCCGGUUCGCCAAGGAGCUCGGAUGGCAGGACUACCGUAAAGCCCGCGAGAACGCCCAGGUCGUCCAGAUGAUCCCGUUCUCGUCCGAGCUCAAGGCUAUGGGCGUCGUCGUCAAGAUCGGGUCCAAGUACCGGCUCUACGCCAAGGGCGCCUCGGAAAUCCUCACCAAAAACUGUACCUCGCACGUCGUCCUCAAGUCCCGGGAGGAAGCGGCGGAGCACUCGUCCUCGGAUACCCUGAACGAGGUGGAGACUACCCGCUUCACCGAGGAGACGGAAGCCAACAUCCAAAAAACCAUCAUCUUUUACGCAUCCCAAACCCUCCGUACCCUCGCCAUGUGCUACCGCGACUUUGAGUCCUGGCCACCAAAGGGCUCCGAGGACCGCGCGGCCGACGACGUCCCCUUUGCGGCUAUCGCCAAGGACCUCACACUUAUCGCCAUCACGGGUAUCGAGGACCCUCUGCGCCCCGGUGUACGCAAGGCCGUCGAGGAAUGCCAGCACGCCGGUGUAUCCAUCAAAAUGUGCACGGGUGAUAACGUCCUCACGGCUCGGUCGAUCGCCAACCAGUGCGGUAUCUUUACUACGGGCGGUAUCAUCAUGGAGGGACCGGUCUUCCGGAAGCUCAAUGAUGCGGAGCGGCUCGAGGUCGUCCCCCGGCUCCAGAUCCUCGCGCGAUCAUCCCCAGAGGACAAGCGGUUGCUCGUCAAGACCCUCAAGGGGAUGGGCGAGGUCGUCGGUGUCACCGGAGACGGAACCAACGACGGGCCGGCACUCAAGCUUGCCAAUGUUGGUUUCUCGAUGGGUAUUGCGGGCACGGAGGUCGCCAAGGAGGCGUCGGAUAUAAUCAUCAUGGACGAUGCCUUCCCCAACAUUGUGCUUGCCAUCAUGUGGGGACGGUGUGUCAAUGACUCGGUCCGCAAGUUCUUGCAAUUCCAAAUCUCCGUCAACAUCGUCGCCGUUAUCGUCACCUUUGUCUCUGCCCUCGCGUCCGACAACGAAAGCGCCAUCCUCACGCCCGUCCAGCUCCUCUGGGUCAACUUGAUCAUGGACACUUUCGCGGCCCUCGCACUCGCUACCGACCCUGCCACUCGCUCGUCGCUCGACCGCAAGCCCGAUAGGCUCACUGCGCCCCUUAUCAAUGUGGACAUGGUCAAGAUGAUCAUCUGCCAGGCGCUGUACCAGACCAUCGUCUGCUUUGUGCUGUACUGGGCGGGAUUGAGGAUUUUGGGGCUGGACGAGACUAUCGCAUCUAGGGCGGAGCUGUCGACGUUGAUCUUCAACUGCUUUGUCUUCUGUCAAAUCUUCAAUCAAAUCAACUGCCGUCGUCUCGACCGGAAAUACAACGUCUUUGAGGGCUUCUUCCGCAACUACUACUUUAUGGUCAUCUUCGCCAUCAUGUGCGGCGGUCAAGCCAUCAUCGUCGAGGUCGGCGGCGCGGCCUUCCAGGUCGUCGGUCUCAACGGCCGAGACUGGGCCAUCUCGAUCGUCGUCGGACUCAUCUCGUUCCCUAUCGGCGCGCUCGUCCGCACACUCCCCACCGAACCCUUCUACCGCUUCCUCAUCCGCAUGAAGGUUUACACCGACCCCGCCCUCCUCCCCCUCACGACAGAUGUCGACGACGUCUCGGUCGACGAGAAGAAUGGUGGUGUCGAGUACAACCCGGCCCUCUCCAAGAUCAAGGACAAUCUCAACACGUUUGCCAAUAUCCGCGGUGGACGGAUCAACGCCUCGGCCAUCGUCCGCCGCUCGCGUACCGCCAAGCUCAGGAAGGCGGACAUUCAGCUGCCCAGUAUCCUCACCAUGGUACCUACGCUUAUUGCGGGUACGAUCGCGGCGGGGCCUAAUUGGGCCCAGCCGGUCUUUCCCCGAGAGGCGUUUGGGAACCCGGCGCAGGAUCCGUCAAGGUCCACGGCGGAGCUAUUCUCGGGCAAGGUCCAGAUGCACCCGGAUACGGAUCCGAAUGAUCCGUUGAUCAAGAAGUACGGGAUCAAGCGGGGAGAGUAG